CGUAUAUUAUCGACUCGUCAUAAUCCCCGCAAGCAAGACAUUCAGGCUUUGUCCAAAUAUUUUUAGUUACACAUUGAUUAUUGACUAACGUAGUUGCAGUUUGUUAUCAGAGAAACCAUGAAGGCAUAUUCAUUUAUUUUCCUUGCUGUCUAUCUUUGGACUUCUUCAUCGACAGCGCAAGAAGCAAAACCAGUGAAUAUCACAUUAUACUUUGAAAGUCUGUGCGGGGGAUGUCAAUAUUUUAUCAAGAAUCAGUACUACCCAGCGUUCAAGUCCAUUGGCAGUAUCAUGAAUGUACAUUUGGUGCCAUAUGGAAACGCAGAUGAAACAAAGAAGGGCGGAAAGUGGGUUUUCACCUGCCAACAUGGCAAAGAAGAAUGCAUUGGGAAUUUGAUAGAGACUUGUGCUAUACAUUUUUACCCGAAUGCCAGUGUUUACUUUCCGUUUAUCCACUGCAUUGAAACAUCAGGGAAAAUUCCCCGCAAGGCUGCCCCAUCAUGCGCCCAAAAAUUCAGCCUCGACUACUCGAAAAUAGAGUCUUGUGCAAACGGAGAUCUUGGUAACAGCCUUGAACACAAAAUGGGGUUGAAGACAGAAGCUACAAAACAAACCUAUGUACCUUGGAUAACCUUGGAAGGUGUUCAUACGGAGAAAAUACAGAAUCAAGCAGAGAACAAUUUGGUUAAAUUGAUUUGUAAGACAUAUAAAGGCAGCCAAAAACCCCAAGCAUGUCAGGAGUAUCGGAGUGAGGGAUUUAUUCAACGAUGCUGGAAGAAUCCAAGCAAGAUUGAAGAUGUCGAGAACAACAGUAUUCACAUAACAAACUAAUUAUUAUGUUCGUCUGAUCACUCAAGGUCAAAUACGUCAGAAUGUUUGUGCAUCAAAUUUCAAUUUAUAAUCAAAGGAAAUUAACUUUUUUUUAUAUUGCCCAUAUGUUAUAACAUAUAAAUAUUUACAUAAAAGAAAAAUAGAUUAAUGUUAUGGUAGGGUCCUACCGGAAACCUUAUAAACAGGCUUUUAUUUAAGACCCCUAUAGUUAUAAAAUUUAGAUGCUAGUUCUAACUACAGACUAUACAGUCAACCAAAUUUAAAAUAUAUUACAACAAGUAUUAUAGUUAAAAGAAAAGAAAGAGAGAAAAUGUGAAAGCUAUUUACAGCAUAAAUAGAACAUUACAGCAAAUAAAUAGAAAUUUACAGCAUUAAUACUAUUCUAAAUUGAACAAUUAAACUAAUUAAUUAAGUACUAGUGGAAUAACAAUAUAAAGUAUCUUGUAACUUAUUUUUUAGUCUCGUUUCCUAUCUGCAACAUAACCUAUGUUAUUAUGCAAAAUGCAAAGUCUUAUAAGUUAGAUUCUGAUGGGCAUAGCCUAACCUGCGAAAGGGCAUGCUCUGGGUACGAGAAUGCGUCUUCUGAGACAAAAUUAUUACACAGUUAUUACAGAUUAUUUAAACACAACAUACAAAACGAAUUAACCAAUCAGAUAUCUGCCUGCCGAGCUACAGUAGCAUUUCGCAGGUCACUGGUUCUCUGGGUUCGAAAUCCAGAAACGUCAGGCAGGCAGAAUUUUCUGCUUAAAUCUGUAACACCUGUGUAAUAAUUUACUCUGUGAUGACGUAGUUACAACGUAAGGUUGACAGGUAAAUCAGUAAAUAUUCUUAUAAAAUGCCACUGCUUGAAUCCUUGAAAGUUAUAUCCAAUUCUUACUAUAAACUUCUUUCAUCUGUUUUGCAUUCAUGUCAUCUCAUACGAGUUCAUAGAGUCUGUGGCGAAGAUAAUUCGUUUGAUGUAAGAUAAGUUUGCACCCCCAGGCCUAAAGGCCCGUUUGCUGCGAUUUUAGUUGCGAUUUUCUCUUUUUGGAGGAUGUGAAAGAGUAGUUGAGUUAUAAAUGUUCCAGGUUAUGAAAUCUUAUAACAACAUCUUAAUUAAGUAAUCUACUCCUUCACAUCCUCCAAAAGGAGAAAAUCGCAACUAAAAUCGCAGCAAAAAUCGCCUGUGUAAACGGGCCUUAAUUUAAUGAGUAAAUUGCAAUAGGAAAUCCGCUCUAGCAUAAGAUUGACUGGGAUUUGCCUGUUAUUGGAGUGGGAAAAUGAGACUUGGGUCACUGGGAGUGGGAAUGACUGACACAAAAAUGAGAAUGAGAAAACCCAUAUACCAUAAAAAAAACAAUUGUUAUAGUUGGACCUUCAGAAUUUAAAUUACUUCAAGAAAAGGUACUGACAGACCAACUUUUGAUUGAGAGGCAGGUCCAAAAGUCAACUUCUCAACCCUUAAAAUCAUCAGUUAAGCAGGC
Paramuricea clavata is the source of this 2291-nucleotide messenger RNA. The record is from the annotation of a GenBank genome assembly. Lineage: Eukaryota; Metazoa; Cnidaria; Anthozoa; Malacalcyonacea; Plexauridae.